Molecule: messenger RNA, 2193 nt
Organism: Chaetomium globosum CBS 148.51
Lineage: Eukaryota; Fungi; Ascomycota; Sordariomycetes; Sordariales; Chaetomiaceae
Exons: 8
Coding region: 1-2193 (730 amino acids)
Biological process (GO): DNA-templated transcription; regulation of DNA-templated transcription
Cellular component (GO): nucleus
Molecular function (GO): DNA binding; zinc ion binding; DNA-binding transcription factor activity, RNA polymerase II-specific
Source: RefSeq, a predicted model, not a curated record
AUGGACGUCGAGAUGGAGCCGCCCGGCCCGUCCAUUGUGCCACCACCACCACCACCACCGCCAUCAACACCAACACCAGCACAACCACAAAUACAACCACAAAUACAACCACCACCACCACCACAACCACCGGCGCUGUCUCCUCCUCUUCUCCCCCCGCCUCCCCCUCCUCUUAACCUAGGUUUGGAGCAGCCACAAACCGUAGGGGCCCCUCCUGCCACUGUUAUCCGGCGGAGAGCUCCAAUCGCCUGCCGAAGAUGCCGCCGUAUGAGAAGCAAAUGCCACCACGACAAAGCAAAGCCACCAUGUCGAGGUUGCGCCGACGCUGGCCUCGGCCCUAGCGACUGUGUCUUCCCGGUGCGUGGUCAGCCGGAUCAGGACCGCGAGUACCGCCAUCCUCGAGUGAGGGCCGAGAAGAGCAAGAAGCGAGACGAAACUAAGGCCCGCCGUGGGAGCCGGGACGCCCCAGCCCCGCCACGUGCGAAUCAGCUCGCGCCUGCAAAUCUCGCCCAAAGCUCUGAUGGCUGGGACCUCCUACCCCCGCUGCCCGAAAUCCUGGAGUCCCUCAAUCAGUUUACACGCCACUACUUUCAGCUUGGCUUCCUCCCGAAACAGCUGUUCCCGGAGCGUCUUCGGACCCAGCAUCGGUCUGUCAGCGUGUUCUUUCUGCUCGGUAUUCUCAGCAUCUCAGCCCGGUUGACGCCGGCAUUAGUGAAGCGGUAUGGAAGCGCUGUGAGGGCCUCCGAGACCUUCAUGGAGCGUUCCUCGGCCCUAGCCCAGAACGAGCUUUACAAGGAGCCGACUCUCGAGAGGUGCCAGGGUUUCUACCUACUAAGUAUUGCGCAGCAAGGAAGUGGGAUGAGGCAUAAGAGCUCGAUCAACAUGGCGAUUGCAAUGCGGAUGGCGACUCUGAUGCAGCUUCAUAGAGAGGAAACCUACGUCGUGCCGAACCCAACGAAGGAGCUAAUCAUACGGGCCGAAUCUGCUCGGAGGACCCUGUGGAUGCUGCACAGCCAGGACAACCUUCACUCGGGCCCACGGUCCCCCGUAUUGUUGUCGGCGAACGAUAUUACAGCAUUGCUUCCUAGUAACGAAAGCGACUUCGCCAACGCGCGAGAACCACAGUCAAGAGCGGCGCUUGAGGGCACCCCCCCGGCCCUAGAGAACCCUGCUCUAGUUGCCAUCGAAGGGAGAUCUCUAUUCGCUACGCUUAUCCAGGUACACCAACACUGGGGAGCUAUUUAUCGACGAGCCAUUAGCAAUAACCGAAGUCCGCGACCAUGGGAACCAGACAGCGAGUAUGCCGAAAUGGAAAGGCGGCUCGAAGAAUGGGAGGGCGGCCUUCCGAACGACUACCGCUGGAGCAGUCUUCUUCUCAAGGGUUAUAAACAGGAGGGUCAGGAUCUGGCACGUCGCGUCCUCCUAGGUGCCCAAAUCCCCCUCGAUCGAGACCCAUUACGUCGACAAAGCUCCCGGCGAUGGCCCUGGCGCGCAGAUGGCGGUGAGCACAAAUGGACAAAUCCUCGGCGUACUCAAUCUGAUGAAACCUUUGCAGGCAUUUUGCUUCUAUACCUGUGGUGUUCUGGCUUGCUAUCCCUGCAAAUUUCCAAACACUCUCAGAACGCCAUGGCUGUGGGAACGGAGGGUAGCAUGGCUGACAGCCCCAUCCAACCCCGUAUCGUGGCUCCAACCCCAAAUGAGAACGGGGUCCGACCUCAGAGCCCUAGUAUGACAGGGCUCACCCUCCAGCAGCAACAGCCGUCCGCACCAACCGCGUACACAGACCCCGGCCUCGGCCCUCCCGCUCCCCAGCCGCAAGCUCUGCCCAACCCACCACCACAACAACCGCAACAAGUCGUCAUGGACCACGGGCAGGCGCCGCUCCAGGCCGCCGGGACUAGGCCGACCACUGACGGGCUCGGCCUUUUGAUAGAAGCAUUUGACGCUCGCCAGUCCGCCGCGGCGGCCGUCCAAGGAGUGCAAGGGGUGCAAGGGGUGCCGGGGAACAACAACGCACCUCCUCCACCCGGCACGGCAUAUGACCCGCAUGCGACGCCGCAGCAGUACUACCCGCAGUCGGCGCUGGCCGUGAAUGACGGGUACGAGAACGAGCUGGGGUACUACAUGUCGGACGGGGUGCCGCCGGCGAUGCAGCAGAGUUGGGCUGGGGGAGGGGAUAUGUAUGGGUACUGA